AUGUCUGACGAAAUUGUUUGGCAAGUUAUUAACCAAAGCUUCUGCUCUCAUAGAAUUAAGGCACCUAAUGGCCAAAACUUCUGCAGAAAUGAAUAUAACGUGACUGGGUUGUGUACCAGACAAUCAUGUCCGCUAGCCAAUUCCAAGUAUGCCACGGUGAAGAACGACAACGGGAAGCUGUAUUUGUACAUGAAAACACCUGAAAGAGCACAUACUCCUGCCAAAUUGUGGGAAAGGAUUAAACUCUCCAAGAAUUAUACCAAGGCUUUACAACAGAUCGACGAUCAUCUACUGCAUUGGAGCAAGUUUUUCCGCCACAAGUGCAAACAAAGAUUCACCAAGUUGACGCAGGUCAUGAUAACAGAGAGACGUUUAGCAUUAAGGGAAGAGGAAAGGCAUUACGUUGGUGUAGCACCAAAGGUCAAGAGAAGAGAACAAAACAGAGAAAGAAAGGCGCUGGUAGCUGCCAAGAUCGAGAAAGCCAUCGAGAAGGAGUUGAUGGACAGACUAAAGAGUGGUGCUUACGGUGACAAACCAUUGAACGUUGACGAAAAGGUUUGGAAGAAGAUAAUGGGUCAAAUGGAAGAUGAGAAUUCCCAAGACGAGGAAGAAGACUGGGACGAGGAAGAAGAAGAAAGUGACGAUGGCGAAGUUGAGUACGUUGCAGAUGAUGGCGAAGGUGAAUAUGUUGAUGUGGAUGACCUAGAAAAAUGGUUGGCUGACUCUGAUAAAGAAGCGUCUAGCGCCAGUGAGAGCGAAAGUGACAGUGACAGCGACAGUGAUAGUGAUGAGGAAGAUAAGAAUAACGCCAAGAGACGUAAGAAGAACACUAGCUCUAAGGCCAAACGUCCAAAGGUCGAGAUCGAAUAUGAAGAGGAGCACGAACUCCAACAUGCUGAACAAGAAGUGGCCCAAUAA
This is a messenger RNA of Saccharomyces kudriavzevii IFO 1802, 918 nucleotides long. RefSeq names its product ribosome biosynthesis protein MAK16 (gene MAK16). The record is from RefSeq and is a predicted model, not a curated record. Gene Ontology annotation, biological process: maturation of LSU-rRNA; maturation of 5.8S rRNA. Gene Ontology annotation, cellular component: preribosome, large subunit precursor; nucleolus. The transcript has a single exon. The coding region runs from base 1 to 918 and encodes 305 amino acids. Lineage: Eukaryota; Fungi; Ascomycota; Saccharomycetes; Saccharomycetales; Saccharomycetaceae.